ACAACCAAAAGAAUAUGAGCAGAAUAGAUCCAACAGAGUUUGUUCAAGCCCUUGAUGGACAAAGUUCUCUUAAGUUUCCGAAUGAAAGACAGCAAUCACAUUUUGAACUAGGUGUCACCAUGGCUGUUCACAAGUGGGAAGAGUUGAACGUCGCUGUUGACAAUUCCUGGGGUGGGCCUAACUCUGCAGAUAAGAGAGAUUGGAUAUCAGGUAUUGUUAUCGAUUUGUUCGAGGAAAAGAUAGUUGAUGUUCAAUUAGUUGAAGAAACAUUAUUAUACGCCAUGUUAGAUGAAUUCGAUGUUCAUGUCGAUAACGAUUCAGCUCUUGAGAUUGCCAACAUGAUAAUCAAAUUCUACCAAAAAGCACAAUUGAAUGAUUUCAGUGAUAUAGAUAUCCUCUAUGAAAGAUGGCAAAUUAGACAACAGAAUAGACAGGCACAAAAAGUCAAGGUUGAAGAUGAUCCAGAAAAUCCUAGCAGUGAUGAAGAAGAUGAUGAAGAACAUGAGCAUUAUCAUGAGGACCAGCACAUAGACGACUCGAUGGAAGUCGAUAACGGUCCAGUAGUCGACGAUGAUGGGUUUACUUUGGUGCAAACCAAAAAGGGAAAUAGAAGACGGUAGGGUGCAUAACCUCGUAAAUAUAUUUUGUACGAUUAAUAAUAUGUAAAAAGAAUCAAUCUUAAUUACUGAUUGAGUUUCUUGGAGUGUUUGUCCUUGAACGGUUGAGGGUAUUCAACGAGUGGAAGGAUGACACAGAGUUUCCUCUGGUUGGGAAAUAGGCCUCCGGUUCUUGGGUUGGAGUAUUCAUGCCUGAAACCGGUGUAGCACUUCUUAUCUGUUGCAAUCUUAAGUCACUCAAUCUCCUAGACAAAUUAGAAGGUCUAUCCAAAGAAGGAGUCCCCGGCAUAGACUGAUUUGGAAUGACACCUAACUUAGAGUUGAAGAUGUCGAAUAAACUUGCUUCUGUUUUGAUCUUGAAUAAUCUUAUAUUUGUUUGAGACCAGUGAUUGACUUUAGUUAUUGACUUUUCCACCUCUGCAACUGUUUCUGGGGUUUCAACAAUUGCGUUCAUGGUGGUAUCUCCUCCUUGGAAGAACUUACCGAACGAUAAAACGGUAGAGGCUAAGUUUUUCACAAUUUUGUAGUUUCCACCAGUAGCAUGUUCAACACUGUCAAUUCCAUUGUAGAUAUCACUGAAAAGCAAUGACAAGUACCAGCCCAAGGAGAUUGUACUCCAAGAAAAUUUCAAUGGAAUUAAAGGAGAUGUAGGAAGGAAGUCAUAGUUGAUUUGUUUCAGGUUUUCUUCAAUCACUUUUGCAAAAUCGGCAUCAGCAAUAUGUUGAACCAACGUAAAGGCGUCAAUACCUGGUGCGUUAUCAACCGCCCAAACCUCACUCAAAGUGAGCUUCAAGUGUGGGAUAAUCACCGUGAUAAUGAUCCUCAAUGCAUCAUUGCCGGCCCAGGUUUUGCUUAUGCUAGCCUCCUUUCUUUGUUUACCUCUGG
Molecule: messenger RNA, 1502 nt
Organism: Yamadazyma tenuis ATCC 10573
Lineage: Eukaryota; Fungi; Ascomycota; Pichiomycetes; Serinales; Debaryomycetaceae
Source: RefSeq, a predicted model, not a curated record